AUGGAUGGACAGUCUGAGAGAGUAAUACAGAUAUUAGAAGACAUGUUGAGAAGCUGUGCUUUGGAUUUCAGGGGCAGGCCAAAUUUAGUUGCUGAUACAGAAAGCAAGGUAAAGCUGAUUCGAGAGCUGUUGAAAGAGGCGUUUGAUAGGCAAAAGUCCUAUGCAGACUUAAAGCGUAAAGGGAUCGAGUACUCUGUGGGGGAUUAUGUCUUCCUUAAGGUGUCGCCGUGGAAGAAAAUUAUGAGGUCUGGAUGGAAGGGCAAGCUGAGCCCGAGAUUUAUACGGCCUUAUCAGAUUCUUAUGCGAGUAGGAUCGAUUGCAUAUCAGCUUCAGUUGCCCCUGGAGCUGGAGAAAAUUCACAACGUGUUCUACAUUUCCCUGCUUAGGCGAUAUCGUUCUGAUCCUUCGCACGUCGUACCUAUCGAGAAAAUUGAAGUUAGGCCUGACCUAACCAUCGAGGAAGAACCAGUGCAGAUAUUGGAGCGUGAUGUUAAAGUAUUGAGGAAGAAGUCUGUUCCUCUGGUCAAAGUACUAUGGCGCAAUCACGGCACGAAAAAGGCCACUUGGGAACCAGAAGAGUCGAUGCAGCAUUAA
Molecule: messenger RNA, 594 nt
Organism: Gossypium arboreum
Lineage: Eukaryota; Viridiplantae; Streptophyta; Magnoliopsida; Malvales; Malvaceae
Exons: 2
Coding region: 1-594 (197 amino acids)
Source: RefSeq, a predicted model, not a curated record